Molecule: messenger RNA, 1569 nt
Organism: Anopheles cruzii
Lineage: Eukaryota; Metazoa; Arthropoda; Insecta; Diptera; Culicidae
Product: acyl-CoA Delta-9 desaturase
Exons: 4
Coding region: 1-1224 (407 amino acids)
Biological process (GO): unsaturated fatty acid biosynthetic process
Cellular component (GO): endoplasmic reticulum membrane
Molecular function (GO): stearoyl-CoA 9-desaturase activity; iron ion binding
Source: RefSeq, a predicted model, not a curated record
AUGGCACCGAACGUCCUCGGCAACUCGUUGCUGCUUGCCGAAGCAUGCAUCGAGCCGGAAGAUCGCAACAACAAUGGUCCGCUCUACAAGAGCAAAUCCCUGCUGAACGUACCCCCGAGCCCACCGUCCAUUGUGGAAGAGCUAAAGCAAACCGGUGCCACGAAGGAAGCCAAGGAGCCAGCGAGCGCCAAGCGACGGUAUAAUAAUGUUUACGUGUGGCGAAACAUUAUCGCAUUCAUCUAUCUCCAUCUCGGAUUCCUGUACGGUGCCUAUCUGCUGGUGACGUCGGCCAAGUGGACUACCUUCUGCAUGGCACUGGCGAUGGGUUCGUGCGGUGCCCUCGGCAUCACGGCCGGAGCGCACCGGCUGUGGUCGCACAAGGCGUACAAGGCGAAGUGGCCGCUGCGCCUGUUCCUGAUGCUAGCGCAGACGCUAGCCUUCCAGAACAGCAUCUUCGAGUGGGUGCGGGACCACCGUGUGCACCACAAGUUCACCGAUACCGACGCCGACCCGCACAACGCGACCCGCGGCUUCUUCUUCUCGCACAUCGGCUGGCUGAUGGUGAAGAAGCACCCGGACGUGAAGGCGCGCGGCCGGGCCGUGGACAUGAGCGACCUCGAGCAGGACGCCAUCGUAAUGUUCCAGAAGCGCUACUACGCCCUGCUGAUGCCGCUGUUCUGCUUCGUGGUGCCGACCUUCCUGGCGUACUACUACCUCGGCGAGACGUUCUCCAACUCGUGGUACGUCGUCGCCAUCUUCCGGUACGUGCUGUCGCUGAACGCGACCUGGCUGGUGAACAGUGCCGCGCACAUCUGGGGCACGAAGCCGUACGAUCGCAACAUUUCGCCAACGAACAACACGUUCGUGGCGGUGGCGGCGUACGGUGAAGGCUGGCACAACUACCACCACGUGUUCCCGUGGGACUACAAAACGUCCGAGCUCGGCACGUACAGCACCAACUUCACGACGGCCGCCAUCGACUUCUUCGCCCGCAUCGGCUGGGCGUACGACCUGAAGUCGGUGUCGGACGACCUGAUCCGGAAGCGGGUCCUGCGCACCGGCGACGGCACGCACACCUACAGCGAGCAGGAGCUGACGGCCAAGAUGGUCGACUACGUGAACCAGUUGGACCACGAGUCCGAGCAGGCCGUCUGGGGCUGGGACGACCAGGACAUGAACGAGCAGGACCGGCUGGACGCGACCGUCAAGAACCGGAGCGACUGACCGGCGGCCAAGUGACACACACCAUUAGCGGGAUGCUUGCACACACACACACACACAAAUACGGGAAAGAAGGUGUUACGUUUGUUUUUAGUUUCUCCGAGCCUCUCUGUCCUUUCUUGCUUCUUGAGCAAACUCCUUUCCGUAGUAGUAGGCUUAAGCACUAGUGCAGCUCUGGCAAUGCUGACAACCGGCACUGCCCGCUAGAGGGCGUCCGGAACGGGGGCAACGAUGAACAGAACACAAUGGCGACGAGAGGAGGGCAACACAUCGCAACAACGCAUCGUGUUUAUUUAUUGUUCUAUCUCUACCUUAGCUCUAGCUUAAGUUUGGAUUAAAUAAAGUACC